UCUAAGUCUGAUCCAGAUUUCUUGACUCAAACAACCGAAAAGCUUUGCCUUAACUCGUCGCAAAAUGGCUGCUAAAGCACCAUCGGAUAAGCUCCAAAAGCUCAGUAUGAGCGAGGGAGCCACCAACGGGAAGGCUGCCGCGGGGGCCAGCGGGACCAAGGACGGCGAUGUUGCAGAGCAUUCCGGUGAAGAUUCCGAAGAUGACGCCGAUGAUCAAACCGCUGAACCUGCGCCCGGGGCCGCUAAAAAGAAGAAGAAUAAAAAGAAGAAGCCAAAGAAGAAGAAGAAGGCUCCUACCGCCCAGACAGACCCCCCAAGCGUCCUGAUGUCCCAAUUGUUCCCGAACAACACCUAUCCUAAGGGUGAAGAGGUCGAAUAUAAAGAUGAGAACCGCUAUCGUACUACUAGCGAAGAGAAACGGCACUUGGACAACCUGGACACCGACUUCCUGAUUGACUAUCGCCAUGCUGCCGAAACACACCGUCAAGUUCGCCAGUGGGCUCAGAAGAAUAUCAAGCCUGGUCAAACCUUGACCGAGAUCGCUGAAGGGAUUGAGAACAGCAUCAGGCGCUUAGUUGGCCACGAUGGGCUAUCGGAAGGUGACGCUAAGGUUGCCGGAGUUGGCUUCCCGACGGGCUUGAACUUGGAUCACAUUGCUGCCCACUACACCCCGAAUGCCGGGAACAAGACUGUUCUGCAGCAAAGCAACGUCAUGAAAGUAGACAUUGGCGUCCAUGUCAACGGGAGGAUCGUCGACAGUGCCUUUACCAUGUCGUUUGACCCGAUGUAUGAUAACCUGCUGGCAGCCGUAAAGGAUGCAACCAACACGGGUAUUAAGGAGGCGGGCAUCGACGUCCGUCUCGGGGAACUUGGUGGAUACAUCCAAGAGGCCAUGGAGAGCUACGAAUGCGAGAUCAACGGUACUACAUACCCGAUCAAAUCGAUUCGUAACCUCACUGGCCAUACUAUCUUGCCGUAUAGCAUCCACGGGACCAAGAGUGUACCCAUUGUUAAAACGCAAGACAACACGAAGAUGGAAGAAGGCGACGUCUUCGCUAUCGAGACGUUUGGCAGUACCGGAAACGGUUAUGUCCACGACGAGGGAGAGGUAUCUCACUAUGCUCUACGUAGCGAUGCCCCCAAGGUCGACCUACGUUUGUCCUCGGCUAAGUCUCUUCUAAAUGUUAUCAAGAAGAACUUUGGUACUAUUCCAUUUGCACGAAGAUAUCUAGACAGACUCGGCCAGGAGAAAUAUUUGCUGGGGCUGAACAAUCUCGUCCAAUCUGGUAUUGUAGAGGAUUACCCUCCCCUACUGGACAAGAAAGGGUCGUAUACAGCCCAAUUCGAGCACACUAUCUUGCUUCGACCUACCGUAAAGGAGGUCAUUAGUCGUGGAGAUGAUUACUAGAUAGAUUGACGAGUUGGAUGACAACAACGGGUUAGUAACUCAUACUACAAAGGCGACUUGUUCCUUGAUAGGCUAGUGCCAUUAUCCCAGUAUUCCAAUAUGAAAGAAUUUUUGAUCUUUGGGGUUAUUGUUCCUUGUCUGAGGGAUAUGACUUGCAAAAAGAGUGAAGUGAUUCUUGACAGAAUGAACAAUGUCGGUCUUGUAGGGUUGAUAUCGAAGUCGCAGAUAUCAACUUGAAGCUCACCUUACUCCGAGUUCCUGUAUCGGGUAAUUGAGAUCUCACCUCAGUUGGACUAGCAGACUACUUACAUAGGUAAGUGGCGGUGGAGACAAUGACGUUGGACCCUAUCACCAGAAUAUAGUACAGAGUAGGUAUUCUUAAAGCCGAUCCUAUCGAUAAAUUGAUAGCCCUACCAUGUAUGUACUAUGUAUGUAUGUAGUUAUUAGGGUUUAAUCGGCUAUGAAGUGAUAUCACGGAUCGAUCAAGUACAUGGUCAUUAAUUAGGGUCUGGGUUGGGGUUGAAGUCAUAGAAAUGAUCAUAGGAGAAUCGUCGAGAUUGUGAGAGGCUCACCGGUCGUGGAUCCAGCCCCAGCAGAUCAUCUCUGUCAUAUGCAAAAAGUGACGAAGCAUUAACAAAAGUCUGGACGCUCAGACGCUUCGUCGACUCCGCACCUGCUCCAGGUUUUUGGGCACUUGGCCUAAGCUCGGAAUCCACUUAGCGUCCAUUCAGGGACUAACCAGCCAA
This is a messenger RNA of Daldinia decipiens, 2154 nucleotides long. RefSeq names its product peptidase. The record is from RefSeq and is a predicted model, not a curated record. Gene Ontology annotation, biological process: proteolysis. NCBI's taxonomy places the organism in Eukaryota, Fungi, Ascomycota, Sordariomycetes, Xylariales, Hypoxylaceae. Gene Ontology annotation, molecular function: metalloaminopeptidase activity. The transcript is spliced from 4 exons. The coding region runs from base 65 to 1408 and encodes 447 amino acids.